Acaulospora morrowiae is the source of this 1713-nucleotide messenger RNA. NCBI's taxonomy places the organism in Eukaryota, Fungi, Glomeromycota, Glomeromycetes, Diversisporales, Acaulosporaceae. The record is from the annotation of a GenBank genome assembly.
ACUGUUUUUUCAACAAUGUUAGAAAGAUUAAAUGACACAGUAGCCAAGUCAGUCUUUGGGCGGUACUUCAAACUUGCAAACAGUGGUGCCUCCAAAGCUCGCGAUACCAAAUUUACCACUGAGCUUCGUGCUGGGUUGGCCACCUUUGUCACUAUGGCCUACAUUAUAUCUGUUAAUGCGAUUAUUAUUACAGACUCGGGUGGUCCAUGCGUUUGUACACCAGCCGCUAAUGCGACAGGCCCUGCGGCAGUAUGUGUCGGAAACCCAGUUUAUGAAGCAUGCCUGUUAACAGUGAAGAGAGAUUUGAUUACCGCGACGGCCGCGGCUUCGUGCUUGGCAACUGCUGUUAUGGGAAUUUUUGCGAAUUUGCCGUUAGGGCUCGCCCCAGGGAUGGGCGCAAACGCCUACUUCGCAUAUACAGUAGUCGGCUUUCAUGGUACCGGAAAAAUUUCAUACGAAACAGCUACUGCUGCCAUAUUCACGGAAGGACUUAUAUUUGUUGUCCUCACAGUAUUUGGAAUACGUCAAUGGCUUGCAAAGAUUAUCCCUAAUUCCAUAAAGAUUGCAACUGGUGCUGGUAUUGGUUUCUUCCUUUGUUUUAUUGGAUUGCAAAGAAGUGCCGGAAUUGGUCUGGUAGCUUAUGAUUCUGCCACAUUUGUCACGCUCGGAGGUUGUCCAGAACAGUACUUGGAUCAAAAUGGAUCAUGUACAUCCCACCACAUGGAGAAUCCGACGACUUGGUUAGGGAUUUUGGGAUUUCUAAUAAUUUCUAUCAUGUUACUUUACAGGGUUAAGGGAAGUAUAUUGUGGGGAAUUCUUUUUGUUAGUGUCGUAAGUUGGUUUAGAAACAGUGAAGUCACCUAUUUUCCUGAAACCGCUCAAGGAAACAGUCGAUAUGAUUUUUUUAGAAAGGUUGUUAGUUUCCAUCCGAUUGAAAAGACAUUAGGGGCAAUGCAUUUUGACUACGGUAACAAGGAUUUAUGGGUCGCCUUAAUAACAUUCCUUUAUGUGGACAUAUUAGACACAACUGGUACAUUGUAUUCAAUGGCGAAAUUCAGUGGAUUUAUGGACGAAACUGGUGACUUCGAAGGGUCUACUGCGGCAUUUUUAUGUGAUGCGUCAUCAAUCUCGGUCGGUGCAGUUUUUGGCACAUCACCUGUUACCGCAUUUAUUGAGUCUGGAGCAGGGAUUGCGGAAGGUGGGCGGACGGGGAUCACAGCACUUACAAUAUCGGCAUUCUUUUUCAUAUCUCUGUUCUUUGCACCAAUUUUUGCCAGCAUUCCACCGUGGGCCACAGGCCCCGCCUUGGUGAUUAUUGGAUCUAUGAUGGCAAAAAGUAUUAAAGAUGUCAAUUGGGAAUAUAUAGGAGAUUCGAUACCCAGUUUUUUGACCAUUGCGAUCAUGCCAUUAACGUAUAGCAUUGCCUACGGUCUUAUCGCCGGCAUCAGUUCUUAUAUCAUUAUUAACACCUUUGUGUGGUUAUUGGAAAAGGUAUCAGGAGGAUACAUAAAACACGAUACAUCGCUUAAAGAACCAUGGGGAGAAUUUAUGAUUGGGCCCGGUGGCGAAGGAAUGCUUCCGCCAUGGCUUGUUGGAGUCACAUAUAAGAUACGAGGGAUAGAAAAAAAGACGGAGGUAUAUGAGAACAACAAUAAAACAGAGAAAGAUGAAGUGGCUGUUAAUGUUGAAGAAAGGGAUAAUACUGUAGAAUGA